Messenger RNA from Penicillium oxalicum, 789 nucleotides. RefSeq names its product putative L-cystine transporter. Gene Ontology annotation, biological process: L-cystine transport. The record is from RefSeq and is a predicted model, not a curated record. Bases 1 to 789 code for a protein of 262 amino acids. The transcript is spliced from 2 exons. Gene Ontology annotation, molecular function: L-cystine transmembrane transporter activity. NCBI's taxonomy places the organism in Eukaryota, Fungi, Ascomycota, Eurotiomycetes, Eurotiales, Aspergillaceae. Gene Ontology annotation, cellular component: vacuolar membrane; fungal-type vacuole.
AUGGCGAGCUGGUCCUUAUCAUUCUUCCCUUUGCCAAUCUCCAUGUGGCGCCGGAAGUCCACAGCUGGUGUGUCCAUCGAUUAUAAUUUCAUCAACCUCUUCGGCUUCACCUGCUACAGUAUAUAUACUGCCACUUUUCUCUAUUCUCCAGUCAUUCGAUCACAGUAUGCGGCUAGGCACCCCGCUGCAGCCGAGCCGACUGUUCAGGUUAACGAUCUGGCUUUCGCUGUGCUGGGCAUGGUCAUGUGCUUCGUCGCAUACUUGAUGUUUUGGCCUCAGCUCUCGGGACUGCACACCCCCCGCCGCCAACGUGUGAGCUGGGUGAUGAGGGGCAUCUUUAGUGGUUGUAUAUUGGCACCAUUGAUAGGCACUUGCAUCGUGUUGGUUCAAAGUCCAGAUGGCGGGAAUGCCCCUUCCUCUUGGGCCUGGAUUGAUGUUAUUUAUACCCUGUCGUAUGACAAACUAAUCGUCACGACGGUCAAAUACAUCCCCCAGGCUUGGUUGAAUUACAAAAGACAGUCCACAGUGGGAUGGAACAUUUGGAUCAUUUUUCUGGACAUCACUGGCGGUGUCCUCUCUUUGCUGCAGCUCGUCCUGGACUCGAGUCUACAGAGUGACUGGAGCGGCAUCACCGGAAACUCGGCGAAAUUACUUCUCAGCAACAUCAGCAUCUUCUUCGACGUUAUUUUCAUUGUCCAGCACUACAUCUUGUACCGGGAUGGUGGCAAGUCCGAGUCCGUUUCUGAUUUCACCACGCCCCUUCUUCGAGAACCCGAUGCUACGGUGUAG